AUCGUUGGGUCUUCUUCUUCAUCGUCGUCUUACUCGUUCACCGGUGCUCAUUCUCUGCAAUUCUUCCAUGCUUGCAAUGAUUUCAAUAGAAAGGAACUGGCAAGUAACAAACCACAGAAUACGUUCAAAAUUCGCGCCGCCUUGGCUGGUGCCGGCGGAGAUUCUGUGGUGACUUUACUUGAUUACGGCGCUGGAAAUGUUAGGAGUGUCAGGAACGCCAUUCGCACACUUGGAUUUGAAAUCAAAGAUGUGCAAAAGCCAGAGGAUAUUCUAAAUGCUGAGCGCCUUGUUUUCCCGGGAGUUGGAGCCUUUGCACCUGCUAUGGAUGUUCUUACUCGUAGAGGAUUGGCUGACGCACUUUGUACAUACAUUGAGAAUGAUCGUCCUUUCCUGGGUAUAUGUCUUGGAUUGCAGCUACUCUUUGAGUCAAGUGAAGAAAAUGGUCCAGUGCAAGGUCUUGGUUUGAUUCCUGGACAUGUUGGGCGUUUUGAUUCGUCCACUGGUUUUAGGGUACCACAUAUUGGAUGGAAUGCCUUGAAUAUAAGGGAAGGGUCAGCAAUUUUAGAGGAUGUGGGGAAUCAACACUUGUAUUUUGUUCAUUCUUAUCGUGCCAUGCCGUCAGAAAACAACAAAGAGUGGAUUUCGUCUACCUGUAGCUAUGGUGACAAUUUUAUUGCAUCCAUUCAGAAGGGAAAUGUUCAUGCAGUCCAGUUUCAUCCAGAGAAGAGCGGAGGUGUUGGUCUUUCCAUAUUGAGAAGAUUUUUGAAUGCAGAUUCUUCAACAACAAAGAAGCCAGUGACAGGAAAGGCUUCUAAACUUGCAAAGAGGGUAAUUGCUUGCCUUGAUGUGAGGGCAAAUGAUAAUGGGGACCUCGUUGUAACCAAGGGAGACCAAUAUGAUGUGCGAGAACGUACAGAAGAGAAUGAGGUCAGAAACCUUGGCAAGCCUGUUGAACUUGCUGGGCAGUAUUAUUUAGACGGUGCUGAUGAGGUCAGCUUCUUAAACAUUACUGGUUUCCGUGACUUCCCCCUAGGCGAUCUUCCCAUGCUACAGGUCUUGCAACUCGCAUCUGAAAAUGUUUUUGUGCCAUUAACUGUUGGGGGUGGUAUCAGGGAUUUUACUGAUGCAAAUGGAAGGUACUAUUCUAGCCUAGAAGUUGCUUCAGAAUAUUUCAGAUCAGGUGCAGAUAAAGUUUCUAUUGGAAGUGAUGCGGUUUAUGCAGCUGAGGAAUAUAUUAAAACUGGAGUGAAAACGGGAAAAAGCAGCAUAGAACAGAUAUCUACAGUAUAUGGGAACCAGGCAGUGGUCGUAAGCAUUGAUCCUCGCCGAGUUUACUUGAGAAAACCCGAUGAAGUAGAAUUUAAAGCAGUCAAAGUAAACCAUCCAGGUCCAAAUGGAGAGGAAUAUGCCUGGUAUCAGUGCACUGUCAACGGUGGGCGAGAAGGUAGACAAAUCGGAGCUUAUGAACUAGCUAAGGCUGUUGAAGAACUUGGAGCUGGAGAAAUAUUGUUGAACUGCAUUGACUGUGAUGGUCAAGGGAAAGGAUUCGAUAUAGAUCUGAUAAAGCAGAUCUCAGACGCUGUGAGCAUUCCUGUCAUUGCAAGCAGCGGUGCAGGAGUAGUUAAACACUUCUCCGAUGUUUUUAAUGAAACCAAUGCUUCUGCUGCCCUUGCUGCUGGCAUUUUCCAUCGCAAAGAGGUUCCUAUUAAGGCUGUUAAAGAGCAUUUGUUGAAGGAAGGGAUUGAAGUUAGGUUGUAAGUUGAGAAUUAAUUUGCAGAACAUGAGAUUUCCUUCUUUCUUGGCCUCUUUGUGUUAUUUAUGAUUUUCCAUUUAUUAUUGAAUGGAUUUGGGUGAUUUUAGACAUUGGUUUGUCCUUUUUUUUAGACAUUGGUUUGUUCUUUUUUUUUAGACAAUGUUUUUUGGAUUAUAAGUAACAAGUUAAAUACAACUGUUCAUUGUAAUUA
This is a messenger RNA of Impatiens glandulifera, 1964 nucleotides long. Its product is annotated as imidazole glycerol phosphate synthase hisHF, chloroplastic. The transcript is spliced from 19 exons. Gene Ontology annotation, molecular function: oxo-acid-lyase activity; imidazoleglycerol-phosphate synthase activity. The record is from RefSeq and is a predicted model, not a curated record. Lineage: Eukaryota; Viridiplantae; Streptophyta; Magnoliopsida; Ericales; Balsaminaceae. Gene Ontology annotation, biological process: L-histidine biosynthetic process. The annotation marks the transcript as partial.